Cuscuta europaea is the source of this 3624-nucleotide messenger RNA. Lineage: Eukaryota; Viridiplantae; Streptophyta; Magnoliopsida; Solanales; Convolvulaceae. The record is from the annotation of a GenBank genome assembly.
UGGAUAUUAGCUACACACUUUUAAUGGACCAAAAUAUGAGUGGUUUUAGAAUUUCCAAAAUUGUGAUUUCGAAUUCAACGCAACUCCUUCGUCUCCCUCUCUCAGCUAACCCGAUCUACAACAUCUACCAGCAGCAAUCGCCAUCUACCAGCAGCAAUCGACGAUGCGAAGGAGACCACACCAGCCCCCGACCUCUCUCUCGAUCUCUGUACGCCUUCUUCUCUUCGCACGACCAUCCUUCGCAUCCCUCUUCUUCUUCUUCUUCUCCGACGACCUCUACUCCGUCGGCGAUGGUGGCUGCUAAGGUUCAGAAAUGGUGCCUCGAGCCUUGGAGACGACAACCACGUCUGUCUAACUGUUCUUCAUCUCCUUUCUACAUCAAUUUCGUCCCUACAUAUGCAAUUGCUUGAUUGUGACCUAGAUUAGAGUUUGAGAUAUGAUUUCGAGGGUUAGAAUUGCACUUCCCUGCCAGAUCCGCCUUCGCCGGUGGAUAACGACUCGAUUUGGGGCUUCCACGGUCGGGGCUAUGGAAGUGGGUUAGCUUGCUGGAGAAAAGUCUAGGGGGCUGGCCGCUGGGGCUGUGAAAAAUGCUGGGUGAGGCGGGGGAGGGGUCUGGAUGAGACAGGGGGUUGGGUGAGACAGGGUUGGGGCUGGGGUGAGGCAGGGGCAUGAGUGUGGUGGUUGCCAGCGGUGGUACCGUUGGUCGGAGGCGAUGCGGCAGUGCGGCGGCGGUAAUUGGGCGGCGUCAUUGUGGGGCGUCAAUGUGGAGGCAUCACUUUGUCAAUGUCACUGUGGCUAACGUGACACAUGCGGUGGCUAAAGUGACACGGGCGGUGGCUACAGUGACACGGGCGGUGGUUGUAGUGACACGGGCGGUGACUACAGACCUACAGUGACACGGGCGGUGGUUGUAGUGACACGGGCGGUGGCUACAGUGACACAGGCUGUGUACACAGGCGGUCGUGUACACAGCCGAUUUUUGGUCAACUAAUGCCAACACACAAACAUCGAUGUUUUGUGCCACAAUGUCAUGUAGGCACAAAAUUUAAUAUAUGCGUACGAAUGAUUUUUUGUGCGUGGCCUAACUUUACAUACAUUUAUAGGUAAAUUCCAUCGUACAGCCGACUGUACUGUGCGCACGGUACAGCCGGACUUUUAAUUCCCAAAUCGCAGGUCGCAGGUCUUCGUCGCAGUUCGCAGGCUUCCAUCGCAGAUCGUUCUCGAUGCUCGUCCUUCGCUCGCCGCCAACACAGAUGACGAUUCUCAACAGCCGCAACUCUCCAGCAUGAGCGCAUCACCUCAAACUUCGACUUCAGCGGCGGCUCCUGCGCAGUACAUGGUGUAUAGCCCUAGUUGCUUCUUCUCCCUCUUUCUUGUUUUGGAUUCUUCCUUUUUCUUUUUUUCUUACUUAAGUUUGGUGAGUGAGUUUGGUCACUUGUUGGCCACAUGUUAGAGAAAUCUAAGUUAUACGUAAUUCUUCAGAUGUGAGCAUAAUAAAUGAAAUUAUGAGCAUAGUAGACAUUUCAAAUGAGUUUUAUGAAUGCUCAUUUCGUAAUUUAUGUAUACUCAUUUGAUAUUAGUGUAAUACUCAUUUUAAACGAACAUAUACAAAUGAAUAUUGAACACAUUAGAAAUGAGUUUUAUGUUAAACUCAAAUGAGUAUAACGCCCAAAAUGAAUGAGCACACACAAAUGAACUUUUUAAUUAUUUGAUGCUAAUUUGUAAGUUAUGUAUGCUCAUUUUGGACUAAAACUUUUUCAUAAACGAAAAAAUAAUAAACAAAAUGUGAUAUAUGAAGAAUGAAUCAGAUAUCACUAAUGCUCACCGUUAGGAUCAUAAUACUCAAAGACAGGUUCGAUACUCAUCAAAAUUGAGUUAAUUUAAUGCUCAUUUAAGAGAAUCUAUUAUUUUCACAAUAGUUACAAGUUUGCCCUACAGCAGCCAGGUGUACCAUAUACGAAUUCACAUUUAUUUCCAAUUUGGUUUUCUAGCUACCAUCCAUCUCCGACAAAUAAAAGACUAUGAAAAGAUGGAAGAUCAAAAUGAAAGGGCGGGAGAUGAAAGUGAGUGGGGGAAGGAGGAAUUGUUGCGAGAAAGAAGAGAGUUGGAAGUUUAGGGUGGGGUGAAGAGGGUAAACUGUAAAAAUAUACGCACUACGUAAAUGAUGUGUACAAAGUCUGAGCAAAAUAAUCCAUAAGCAUAUCUGGCAUCUAGUGAUCAAUUAUUCACAAAACCACAGAAAACAUGGCAGCCGGCAGGUACACACAGUGACAAAACUACAGAAACAUGGAGUUUGUCGAGCUGCAGUGAGGCCACUGAAGGGCACAACGAGAUUGAGAGAGAGAGCUCGCAGCGCCAUGGCUACCGACUUCAAAUCUAUUCCUAUUAUUGAUGUAAGCCCACUUUUGGACAAAUGGGAUCAUCCAAACAUUUCUCAAGAUCAGGGUGCGGCUGAAGUAAUUAAACAGUUAGACCAGGCUUGUAGAGAAGCUGGAUUCUUUUAUGUGAAGGGCCAUGGCAUUCCUGAUUCUCUUAUGCAAGAAAUUAGACAUAUAUCACAUGUUUUCUUUGAUCAACCACAUGACACAAAACUCAAGAUUAAGCUCUCUGCAGCAACCGGAUACAGAGGCUAUCAGUGGGUUGGACAAAAUAUAACCAAAGGCGUGCCUGACAUGCAAGAAGCCAUUGAUUGCUACAAAGAAGUGAAAGAUGGAAUGUACGGAGGUCUUGGAGAAGUUAUGAAAGGAUCUAACAAAUGGCCUGGUAACCCCCCAGAUUUUGCAAGACUGAUGGAGGAAUACAUCAACUUUUGUACAGGUCUAUCAAGAAAGAUAAUGAGGGGAAUUGCUCUAGCAUUGGGUGGAUCAGUCGAUGAAAUUGAAAGGGAAAGAGCUGGAGACCCAUUUUGGGUUCUACGCAUUAUAGGUUAUCCUGGGGCAUCUUCCUCGAGUGGCCAGGAUGUACAAAAAAAUGACAUUGGAUGCGGGGCUCAUACAGACUAUGGACUAUUAACACUAGUUAAUCAGGAUGAUGAUAUUACUGCCCUUCAGGUAAAAACUCGAUCUGGUGAGUGGAUAUCAGCCCCACCAAUCCCUGGCACAUUUGUAUGCAAUAUUGGCGAUAUGCUACAGAUCUUGUCAAAUGGACUGUAUGAAUCCACCUUGCACCGAGUCAUGAAUAAGUCUCUAAAAUACCGUGUUUCUGUGGCCUACUUUUAUGAGCCAAACUUUGAUGCAUUAAUAGAGCCACUGGAAGUGUGUAAGCAGCAGACUGGUGGGUUGAGAAACUUUGAAGGAGCUGUUUAUGGAAAGCAUUUAGUUGGUAAAGUCACAACCAACUUUGUGGCGCAAUUUUAGUUUUGUUGGUACUUGUAAUGGAGAUGGGUGCUCUGAAAGCUGAGUACUUGUAAUGGAGAUGGGCUCUCUGAAGUCUGAAAUUUGAGUUGGACUAGUUUAUUGUCAAGCUUCGUACACUACCUACUUGGUGAUGCAUUAAUUGAAUGAUAACUGGCGAUCCUUUGGAUUUUAUCCUAUGAAUUAAGGAUUAAGAUAUGAAACUUAUCAAUUUAAGGCAUGGUGAAUGAUUGAAAAGUGAAAACUAUCAACUCAAGGUUUAAAAUAUUUC